UCAGAGUUCUCAAAACAUUUUGGCGAGCUCUGGUUGGCUUGAAACGGGCUGGUCAGGAGGGAGAGAUAUACUGGGGGCAAAAACCUAAGCCUUAUUUUUGUAUCUAGUGAGUGCGGGAGAUUUCAGAGCCGGCUUGUCUUUACUGCAACCGACAUCCUUAGCAAAAGAACCCUUUGCUUUAACCAGAUGGAGUCGAGGGCUUUUCUUUUCUAAGGGUUUGGAUUGGGGCACAUCCGACAAACUGGUUCUGCCAGCUGAUUCCUCUUGCUGUCUCUACCAAGACUGGUAAAGAUUGUUCCUAUCUGGCUGCUUCUUCCUCUUCUUGUAAGGGAUGAAAUGAGGAUGGUUAUCAUGCCCGGGUGUUAAUUUCUCAAUUCCUUAAGGUUAUUGUCCCAUUAAAGACAGAACUGCAUAUUGAUGAUGGUGUCCUGCUACGCACAAUGUUGGGAACGCCAGGGGCUAACCGGUCUUUGUGAAUGGGGGCUGAAUGUAGUUCCAUGUACGGUGCAGGUCAAGAAGGGCCUACUUGGAGAACAGGCAUCUGCUAAUCCUUGUGGCUUCUCGUACCAAUGGGCUGCUCUCCAGGCCGUGCCACUUCUUCCGCUCUCUGCCAGCGGGAGAUGAGCAAGCGAGUUACCUAGAUUCAUGGGGAAGGCAAGGACCCGUCUUCUCCUCAGCCUUCCCUCACACGUCUCUUUUCCAAACCUGGCCAAGGGAGAUGUCUGUAGAAGUAGUGGAAGAUGGGUGGACUGCCUAUGCUGAGUUCACUCUCUGUCUCUGGAGACCUCCGGAUGUCAUAGUUUGUCCACAAGGGCUAAGUUGCAUGUAAUCGUGGCCCGUCUUCACUUACAACCACAAUUGAACCCAAAAUUAGUACCUCCCUUGAUCUUGAUUGUAUCCUUCUGUAAACACAGUUUAGGAUUGCGUUGGCUUUUUGGGCUGCUGCUGAACACUGCUGGCUCCUAUUUAACUGGUUGUCCACUAAGACUCCAAGAUCCCUCUCAGAGCCUGGUUUCACCCAGUCUGUAUGUAUACUUUGCUCGUAUGCUUGUGGCCAGUGGGGUGGGGGAUUUUACCAUUUUUGUUCUUGUUAUACUGGGCUUUUUAUUGUCUGUAAGCCAGUCAGAGCCACCGACUGUGAGUGGGCGGCCAUAUAAAUCCUCUGAAUGUAUAAAUAAAAUAAAUAAAUAGAAGCGUAUCAGGGUCUGGGUGCGUUUGCCAGCGAUCGUGGGCGAUGAUGCCAAGCCAUGAAUAAACAUGCCUGAUUCUGGGAGGCUGCAGCCGGAGGAAGAGCAGCACUGCCAAAACCAGUGUGGCUGACUCUGCUCAACACAAGGGCAGACACAGCCAUCCCAGGUGGUCCUCCUCGAAUUAUGACCUCAGUUGAGCCCAUCAUUUGCAUUGCUUAUUAAUUGAGUUUGACCCCAUUUUCCAUUAAGUGAAUCGCUGUAGUUGUUAAGUUAGGAACCUGUUUGUUAAGUGAAUUUGGCUUCCCCAUUGGCUUCGUUUGUCAGAAGGUGGCAAAAGGGAAUGAAGAAGAGACUGGUCAGCCAUUUGUUUGGAAUGGUAUAGGAUUUCCUGUCUGAGCAGAGGGUUGGGCUAGAAGACCUCCAAGGUCCCUUCCAGCUCAGUUAUUCUAUUCUAUUCUAUUCUAUUCUAUUCUAUUCUAUUCUAUUCUAUUCUAUUCUAUUCUAUUCUAUUCUAUUCUAUUCCCAUUCCCAUUCCCAUUCCCAUUUCCAUUCACCAGUGGAACAACUUGCUUCCAGAUGUUGUGAAUGCUCUAACACUGAAGGUUUUUAAGAAGACUUGACAGCCACCUGUCUGUUCUGCCCCACCCCCCAGAAGACACACGAGCCGACUGUAUUUGCCAGCAAUUUAUUCUUGCUACAGAUAUCAGCUCUGGCAAUGAACCUGCGAUGGCCUGCCAAGUCCUCCUUAUCAAUGCUACUGCGGUCUGUUGCUGGAGCAACCCAGAGCUCAGAAGUAAACAGAAGUCCAAAAAGCCAAUUCCUGAAUAAAGUAGCCGAAGUUUCCAAAAGUCCGUCUUUGUCCAUCACGGAGCGCAAAGGCAGCUCCACCCACUUUUAUACCCUGUGGGGUGUGGCUCCGUGACUCAGCACUCCCUGGGCCGGCCCCUUUCUUUCUUUUGCUGCGCACGCUUCACUCGGCGUCGCUGCCUUGCAUCUAGCCACGAUUGGUCCUCCUCAGCUGGCUCUUGGGGCGUUGCCAGGGGGAAGGAGGGGUCAGGGGAAAUAGGCCGUGUCAGCUCCUCCUCCUCCACCUGGCCUGCUUCUGGAAUCUGGAACGGAGCCAGAGGGGAAGAUUCUGCAGAAGGAAGCCCUGUCGGCUCUUCCCCCUCACGCUCCGAGUCACUCUCUGCCAGGAAGCCCGGCUGGGGCCCCGCAGACACAACACUGUCUGAAAUGGUAUAGGGUCUCCUGCUUGAGCAGGGGGUCGGAUUAGAAGACCUCCAAGGUCCCCUUCCAGCUGUAGUCUGAAUUGAAUGGAAUGGAAAGUGACUGAAAUUUUACUGCCGCCAGGUUUGCCAGAAGGGAUGUUCCUGCCUGGCUGAUCUCAGGAGACCCCUCUGAGUGCGCAGGUUGCCUGGGCAGGUGGGAAGAACUGUUGGGGUCUCCAGGACCCUCCCUGAGCAGAAGCUCUCCCUCCAAGGAGGCUUUGGGGGAAUCUGUCAGGCUGCUGCUGCUGCUGCGUAGGAGGCAGAGGCUUCCGGGGUGGCUUCCAGGGAAGGGAAUUCUAAGCUGCUUAAUCAGAGGGCCUGCCAGCCAUUCCCUUCCUUCCCCACAGCCCCACCCUGGGCAGGGUUUAUAGCCUGGGCUAAGCGCGGUCUGGGCCCCAGGAGUUAUCCGUCUCUGGAUGCCAGGAUGAAGCCAGGGGCCCUCUUGCUACUUGUGGGCUCCGUGGCCCUCUGGACUGGACUGCCGGCUGCACCACCCCGAAGGACUUCUGGACAGCCCCCUCUCCUCCCCAGCGGUGCCCCUUGGGAAGCUCCCCGGGAGAAGAUCUCGCAGAAGGAGGAAGCAAAGCUGGCAGCUGUGGUGGCCCAAGAGCCUGAGGUGGCUCAGAAGAGCCCUUUGUCCCAGGGGAAGGAAAGUGAAGAGCCACAGCCUGGCAAGGAAGGCAGCCUUCGCCCUGAGGCAGCCAGUCCAGCCCCCUCUGGAAAUUUUCUCUGUAAAGAGAAGCCACAGCCGGAAAGACCACCUGUAAAUAACUUGGAAGUUGAAUCUUCUGGGGGUCCCAGACCAGUUGAAAAGCCCCAAGGGGCAUCUGAGAAGGACCCCUCUCUGGACACGCGGACUCAGCUGGGAGGAGCUCCUGUCGAGCCCAGCUCUCUUGGCAGACCGAAGUUGGCUUCCCAGCCAGCAUUGCCCAAUCUGGAAGCCUGGAACCCAGUCUGGGAUCCCAGGAACGUGACCGCAUCUGGUGGGAAGCCAAACACUAACAAAAAGCCCACUUCUAGCACCCCAGGUGACAAACCCACGCCUGGAAUGGGGAAGGCCUCCCCAACAGAGAAGCCGGUUCCUGGUUCUGGACACACCAUCCAGGACAAGCCGAAACCAGCUUCGGCUGCUGGGCAUCACGUGGGCCCCACAUCUGGAGAGAAGCCAGCUUCUAACAGUGGCCCCGAGGCCCAUGGCAGGCCCGUUGCUGGUGAAAAGCCCACACCUGGAGAGAAGCUGGCUUCCCAGGUGGGACACGAGAAACACCCAUCUGCCGACAAGCCGACUUCCUCUGAAAAGCCAGAAGAUGGUGAGAAACUGGAAGCCGAGAAGGAAUCCAAACCUGAGAAAGAAGCUGAGGAGGGGAAGAAAACUGAGGAGGAGGAGGAAGAGGAGGAGGGCCUCUUUGAUGAUGAUGGAGAAGAAGAGGAGGGGGAGAAGGGCAAAGAGAACGAAGGAAGCACCCGCGAAGGAAACCAAGAUGGCGACGAAGCCUUUGACAAGGAACUGGAUUACGGAUUAAACAGGCCCCCCUUUGACGCGUACUCCUACCACGAUGGCUGGAGUGACGAGGGGCCCGAAGAGGCCGAUCUUGGCUUGGUGGGAGAAAUGACAGCUCUUCCUCAGGCUGGGGAUGAUGGGAACAAUGAUGGGAAGCCAACAUUUGAUGCCUGGGGAGACCUUGUGGGAGGGUCGAGGCCCUAACCGGCAGGCCCAGAAGCGCCUGGAAAGGGAUGGAGCCCAGGAAGGGAGAUUCGAAGCACAAUCUUGGGAGCUGGGAGCCUUGAAGCUUUCAUUUUUUAAAAAAUUAAAACUUCUAAUUUCAA
Ahaetulla prasina is the source of this 4285-nucleotide messenger RNA. RefSeq names its product cell surface glycoprotein 1-like. The record is from RefSeq and is a predicted model, not a curated record. Bases 2883 to 4163 code for a protein of 426 amino acids. The transcript is spliced from 2 exons. NCBI's taxonomy places the organism in Eukaryota, Metazoa, Chordata, Lepidosauria, Squamata, Colubridae.